UCCACCCUGUAUAGAAUUUCCCAGGGCCCAGAGAGGAGAUGGUCAGUACGCGGUCCACUGCCAGACACUCUCUGAUUCCGACUUCUGCUCCCUUAACUCAACCGAGCUGUCAGCGAGCGCAAGCCGCCGGGGUUACUCCUUAGAUCGCACGGGGGACCGGCACCAGCACCAGCACCGACCGCCCGGGAACUCCUGCAGCCAUGAGCCGGGUCAGCUUCUUCGAGGUGGAAAUCCUAGAUGCCAAGAACAAAGAACAACUCUGCUUCCUGGACAAGGUCGAACCAAAUGCGACAGUUGGAGAAAUAAAAUCUAUGUUCCAUAAAUCAUACCCCCAGUGGUAUCCAGCGAGACAAUCCAUCAGGUUAGAUCCCAAGGGUAAAUGUGUCAGGGAUGAGGAAGUGCUACAGACCCUCCCAGUUGGAACUACCGCAACCUUCUACUUCAAGGACCUUGGCCCACAGGUUGGCUGGACCACGGUGUUCCUGACAGAAUAUGCUGGCCCACUCUUCAUCUACCUGCUCUUCUACUCCCGCCUGCCUUUUAUCUACGAGGAAGAGUACGACUUUACCACCAGCCCUCAUACCGUGGUGCACUUGGCUGGCUUUUGCCAUUCCUUCCACUACGUCAAAAGACUGAUCGAAACGCUGUUUGUGCAUCGGUUUUCUCACGGGACAAUGCCGCUCCGCAAUACCAUUAAGAAUUGUUUCUAUUAUUGGGGGUUCACGGCAUGGCUGGCUUAUUUCAUCAAUCAUCCUCUCUACACACCUCCCUUAUAUGGUGACCAACAAGUCAACGUGGCUCUGAUUACCUUUCUGGUAUGUGAAGUUGGGAAUUUCUCAAUCCACAUAGCCUUGAGGAACCUACGUUCUGAGGGGUCCAAAGUGCGGAAGAUUCCUCACCCGACCAAGAACCCUUUUACCUGGCUCUUCUUCUUUGUUUCUUGUCCCAAUUACACCUAUGAGGUAGGAUCUUGGGUUGGUUUCACUAUAAUGACACAGUGUCUUCCAGUUGGACUGUUCACCCUAAUAGGUUUCUUUCAGAUGACAGUCUGGGCAAAAGGGAAGCAUCACAUGUAUCUGAAGGAGUUUAAGGAUUAUCCCACCCUACGCAUGCCAAUAAUUCCUUUCCUGCUGUAAUGUAGCAAACUGGAUGCCACAGAGUCCGCUCGGCAGAUGUUUUUAUCCUUGUUGCUGUGCUGACGUACUGUCGCUGUGCCUUCAGCACAUGCCAACAUUCAAUAUUGUUUUGUGAAUUGAAACCCCACAAAAUUAUAUUAUUGAAUCAAACCUCUGGCUGUGGUGAACUGUGCCAAAUCAUGAGCAUUGCUGGCGGAUUAUUAUAUUACUCCUUGCCAAUGCAUUAUAAUCCACACCCUGUUUUCUAACAUUAACUGUGCAGUUCUAAUGCUUAGGCACAUCUCACUCUGUGCACUGGCCUGUUUGAUAUUUUACUGUCGGCUAAAGGCAAAGAGCUUUGCUGUUGUAAAGAUUUUGUUUCUAAGUAAACACAAAU
Molecule: messenger RNA, 1512 nt
Organism: Mobula hypostoma (lesser devil ray)
Lineage: Eukaryota; Metazoa; Chordata; Chondrichthyes; Myliobatiformes; Myliobatidae
Product: very-long-chain enoyl-CoA reductase-like
Exons: 13
Coding region: 201-1136 (311 amino acids)
Biological process (GO): very long-chain fatty acid biosynthetic process
Molecular function (GO): oxidoreductase activity, acting on the CH-CH group of donors
Source: RefSeq, a predicted model, not a curated record